Closterium sp. Naga37s-1 is the source of this 630-nucleotide messenger RNA. Lineage: Eukaryota; Viridiplantae; Streptophyta; Zygnematophyceae; Desmidiales; Closteriaceae. The record is from the annotation of a GenBank genome assembly.
AUGGACCCCUCGGCCCCCAUGCUUCCCUCCUCCUUCCCGCACAGGCUAUGUCGACGUUUUCCAACACAGGGGCGGCAACUGCUGAACGAUAACCUAAUGGGGUUCGUGAGGGCCCCAGCUCUGGUCAUCGUCACGUCGGUCUUCAUUCUCAUUGGCAAUACCAUGUACCCGCCCACGCUGCGAGCCCUCCUGCUUCUGCUCCGGCACUUCUCACGAGGAGAGAAAAGGUUCGUCUACUCCUACCUUCUCGUGCACCCGCGCAAGUGCUACACGCACCUCUUCCCACCGCGCUCCACCGUGAUGCUCGUGCUAACAGUGCUCGUGUUCAAUCUCACGGAGUUUGUCUUCUUCUGUGCCACUGACUGGACCUCACCUGCCAUUGACGGCUUCACCAGCGGGACCAAGGUACUGGCAGGAUAUUUCCAAUCUGUGAGCACACGCAACGCGGGAUUCAACGUAAUUGCCAUCGGCCUCCUGCGCCCCCCCCAUGCUGCUGCUAUACCUGGGCAUGAUGUGAGUGCAUGGUGUGAGUGCAAGGGGCAUGGUGUGAGAGUGCUUGGGGCAUGGUGUGAAGGGCAUGGUGUGAGAGUGCAAGGGGCAUGGUGUGAGAGUGCAAGGGGCAUGGUGUGA